AUUAUUACGAACUUAAGGAAGUUAGACAGCUUCUCCUUGUGCUGUUAUGCUACUAGAGUUCUCAAGCACGUGGACUGCGAAUACCCAUUGUCGGCGCAAGACUCACUUUCAAGUUGCAAUCGCAUGAUUGAGGACUCAGGCCCUAGAAAGAUAAUUUGGUUGCUCGGUGUUCUUACUGUGCUCGGUAACCUGGCUGUAAUAGCCUGGCGUCUAAUUAGGCGCGAUGACCACCCGGUUCAGACCUGCCUUCUGACGAAUCUCGCGGUGUCCGACUUUCUCAUGGGAGUGUACCUUAUGAUUGUUGCCAUUCAAGACCAAAUAUGGGCAGGUAUGGAUUUCGGUCACCAGUGUUUCGGUGGGAGUAAUACAACUUAUUAUUUUUUUCUAUUUUACUGACAGAGCAUUUAUCAUAAGCUUGGCUAGUUUUAUAAGUAGGAGAUUUCGAAUCAAAAUGAUGAAACAGUACGUAACCCUUUUAAGGGUUUUUAAGGUCAUUUUUAAAUGACCUUAAAAAUUAAUUUGACGAGAUCACACUGAAUCGAGCCUUAUAAAUUUGAGGUCACAUUAAACUAAAGCUUGCACACAGGCCCGGUACAAGACAUAUACCUUCCAAUAGCCUGUUCCAGGCGAGUGGAGGCACGCGCAAAUAUGAGCUCAUGAUCUGGAAAAACGGGGCGGUCGCAGUUUGUUCCCUUUUUUUUUUUCGUGUUCGCAUUCCCAAUUUCGCGGGCCCGACUAUCACGGCGCUUCGAACACUCAGGCUAAACUUCGACCAGUUGUCAAUUUAAUUAAACUGUUAUUAGAAUUUUGAAAUCAAUCCUGUGACGUCAUUUUCCCGCAAAAAACCGUUAAAAUCAAAAAAGUAAAACCAACAAAACAUGCGCAAUAAAAAGUUGUACCAUCCUGCAAAGUUUCAGAUCAAACGGAUAAAAAUUGUAAGAUAAUUCUUUCCUGGUCAUUUUUGAUGUUUUUUUUUUCAAGAGUGCAAAGUGCAAGUGUUGUUAUCGAUUUCAGACUCUAAACAUGUACACUCGUAAAUUUUUCUUUAAAUUGACCCCAGCCUUAGCUACUAUAAUACAUAUCGUGACUUACCAUUGAAUUAUUUUAAAUAAUAGUGUGACUUGGAAGACAUUUUUCGGGUAGAGCAUAUAUUAGAGUGCACAGACAAGUGAGUGUUAUAAUAAUACUGAAACAGUGCUUCAUUUCCAGGUGCUUACUUUAACUUCGACCUCACUUGGCGAUCAGGAACACUUUGUAAACUUGCUGGUGCUUUAUCAGUGCUGUCAAGCGAAGUAGACAAGUGAGUGUUAUAAUAAUACUGAAACAGUGCUUCAUUUCCAGGUGCUUACUUUAACUUCGACCUCACUUGGCGAUCAGGAACACUUUGUAAACUUGCUGGUGCUUUAUCAGUGCUGUCAAGCGAAGUUUCGGUACUAAUGCUGACUGUUAUAACCGCUGGCAGAUUGAUCAGCAUCGUCUUUACAUUCAGCUGUCGCCGACUGACGCUAGAGGGAACUUACAUUAUUUGCGUAGCCGUCUGGGUCAUCGGAACCAUCAUUGCCGUCGUUCCAACAAAUGAUCUCCCAUAUUUUUACAACGAGGACAGACAAUAUGGAUUUUACGGUAUAUUCGCUUUUCAAAUGAAACUCCGCCCUCUUAAUUUAAUUUCUCCAUACUGUCUGGCUCUUUUAAUCUAAUGGAUUAAAACGUCGUGAUCAGUCUACUGAAGGAUAGUGAUGUCGAGCAAAGUUUCGGUUAUUUUUUUGGAGAAUCUUAGUAAAAUGCUUUACAGAAGAUUGUCGUGGCAACAGAAUAUUGAGCUCUGUGACUUUUUGGGUGAACUGUCAUCGCCAUCUUCAUCAUCAUUAUUAUCAUCAUUAUCAUCGUCAUCAUCAUCAUCAUCAUCAUCAUCAUCAUCAGGGUUAUUUAGUUCUUGUUUUUCCUCUCUACUUAUCUUGAUUAGUCUGUCACAUUAUCUGAUAUUAAGGACCAACUAAAAUACUCAAUUCGUUUUUUUUUUAAGGGCGUUCUUCAGUUUGUCUCCCUCUCCAACUGUCCUCAGAAAGGCUGGCCGGCUGGGAGUAUUCAGUUGCCAUAUUUAUCGCUUUGAAUCUCACAGCUUUCAUUUUCAUCAUGACAGCCUACAUAGCCAUUAUCUUUAAGGUGUUUAAGUCACAGCAGAGAGUCAAUGCACAUGGAGAAUCAAAAACCAAAAACAGCCUCAACAGAGAGUCGGCCCUCGCUCGGAGAGUGUUCGCUAUCAUGUUAACUGACUUCAGUUGCUGGAUUCCUGUCAUAAUUUUGAGUAUUCUUGCCCUCGUUGGGAAGUUCAAUGAUCCAGACGGAACGGCUUACGUUUGGUUUGCUGCGUUUGUCCUGCCGGUUAAUUCAUCAGUUAAUCCAGUGCUCUACACGUUUUCUACACCGAAGGUGAGAGCGCAAGUGGGGAAACCAAUGAAGGCGUAA
Messenger RNA from Porites evermanni, 2466 nucleotides. Lineage: Eukaryota; Metazoa; Cnidaria; Anthozoa; Scleractinia; Poritidae. The record is from the annotation of a GenBank genome assembly.